Messenger RNA from Paramecium primaurelia, 638 nucleotides. Lineage: Eukaryota; Ciliophora; Oligohymenophorea; Peniculida; Parameciidae. The record is from the annotation of a GenBank genome assembly.
AUGAUUUACAAAGGAAAUUAAAGAAUCUUCAAAGAAAAAUUAAAGGUAUUUUUUUAUUUUUAAAUUAGUUUAUACAUCAAACCAUAUCAAUAUUUUAUUAUAAAGAUGAAAAUAUUCAAUUCAGUUAUAGAAUUUUAGAGGUCUGUUCUUAAUUUAAUUUGUUGUUAGCAUUAAAUAUUUUAGAGUUUUUUUAUUCUAACAGCAAAAUAUCCCUGAUAUGCGCUUUUAUGAUCGUUAACCCUUUCAUUGUGUUUAUUUUGAGAAUUAUUUAUAAAAUUAUUGAAUCAAUAUAUAGAUUCAGAAGAAUUAAUGCAAUUAUUAGUUAAUUGUUAUUAAUAAUGAUAUUGAUAUUACCUAAUCUUAUCAUUAUUACUUUUAACUACCUGAGGUAUUAUUAAUUAUAAUUUAGAUUGUAAAUUCAAUAAGAAAAUUAUUUAAUGGCCAUAAGCUAUUUAGUCAAUAUUUUGAUUUCAUAAAUCAUUAUUGAACCAAUAUCUAUAUUUGGAAGAAUUGCAAUUUAUCGAUUGAUAGCAUCAAGCCUAAAAGAAAUGGAACUUAAUCCAUUAUUUCAUUUGAUGCAUUUUUUUGUAAUGCAUAGUUGUCUUGAAGAAAUAUUUGAUGAGUUUUUAAAAAUUUGA